Molecule: messenger RNA, 528 nt
Organism: Microthlaspi erraticum
Lineage: Eukaryota; Viridiplantae; Streptophyta; Magnoliopsida; Brassicales; Brassicaceae
Source: the annotation of a GenBank genome assembly
AUGUUUGAUCCUCAAUCACCAAUCCCACCUCAUCUAUACCCACAAGCAAUUCAACUCAAACUCUACCAAGCCUUCAUCUUCUCCAUUCCCAUCUUGUUCUCCAUCAUUCUCUUCCUCUUGUUCUAUCUCUUUUACCUCAAGAGAAGAGCCUCUUCUCUUACCUCUUCUUCCCCUGUGAUUCUUCCUGUUUCUUCGACUCAUCAGCUAUCUUCUCAUCUUCCCUCGGUUUGUUUGGUAGAUGUGAAAGUAGAGCUCAAAGACAAGCUUCAUGUCGUGUGGUACAAUGAAGAACUAGGAACAAGAGAUUCUCUAUGUUGCGUAUGUUUGGGAGAAUUCGAGUUAAAGGAAGAGUUGGUGGAGAUCCCUUUGUGUAAACACAUAUUUCAUCUCGAUUGCAUUCAUCUUUGGCUUUAUUCUCACACCACUUGCCCUCUCUGUCGCUCCUCUGUCUUCAUCUCGUCGACCAAAACCUCUGUGGACGACAACGACGACGACCAUCCAGAUUCUUCUCAAACUUCACCGGUUUGA